Dreissena polymorpha is the source of this 11184-nucleotide messenger RNA. RefSeq names its product sterile alpha motif domain-containing protein 9-like. Bases 290 to 6073 code for a protein of 1927 amino acids. NCBI's taxonomy places the organism in Eukaryota, Metazoa, Mollusca, Bivalvia, Myida, Dreissenidae. Gene Ontology annotation, cellular component: cytoplasm. The record is from RefSeq and is a predicted model, not a curated record. The transcript has 13 exons.
AAUAUCGUUGCAAAAUCAGAAAGACAUUUAUCAACUGCGAAAAUGUCGAAAUGACCUGGCUCAUCCCACAGGUGCUCACCUGAAGACUGAUGAUGUUUUCAACAGAACAUUUGAUUCACUGAAAUCGAUAUGUUGCGAUCUUGAUCGCACAUUGACAACCACAAACCCUGGCGUUAACGUUGCAACAUAUACUGAUCAGCUGUUUUGUGUUGUUCAAGAGUUAAAAAAACAAAACCUUGUCACCCGUGUCAGUCAUCGUUGUCGAAUACAACUCUGCCAAGAAAAGUUAAUGACUGAACUUUUUGAGAAAAAUGAUAGUUUAACAGAAGAUGACUGUUUAGAAACCAAGUACCAGAUAAUCAUGGGUACGCGUUGUAUCGGAAGGCAUGUUGAUGUUGAUGUUCUAGUCGACAAAUUGAGGAGUAAGGAAAUUGUGAGCCAUCAGAAAAAGCUCGAAAUCCAGCAGGAGCAUGACACUGAAGAAAAGGCUUCCCUCUUGGUGUUGGAUAUUACAUGUAUACAGGAGAGUUAUGAAAACGUAUUGAAGUUCCUAAAGUGUUUACAGAAGGACUAUCCACUUGUUGUAGAAUGGAUAAAGGGGGAUACAGAUGAUAAAGAUAUAGGUAACAAACUGAGAGAUCUUGAGGUGAAACAUAUAACGACAAUUAUUAAAGAUGCUAUUGAAGCUAAUGGACCAACGUGCAUUUUUGGGGAAGACUUGCAUAUUUAUGUUGAGGAAAAGCGGAAAUGCUUUGUGAAAUUUUUGUUAAUCAAGGAUUGCAUUAUAUCAACAUUUCGAGAUGCUAAGUUCAUUGAAAAGUCAAACAGAUUUUCUGGCCUUUCUUGGAAAUCACACGUGAUAAUGUUUGAUGAAACUCAACUACCAGAUGUUGUUCAACCUUUAUCUUCCAUGCCUUGCGAAGAAUUUUCAAAGUAUUUGGAAGUUGAAGUCCAAAAGAACAUCACAAAAGAUGCAAAAAUAGUAAAUGCAAUCAGUGAUGUCAUUAAAACUGAAAGUAUUUCACUUUCCUUCUUUGUAGACAGUUUGGAAAUAGUUGAAGACGAAUUAAGAAAAGAAUUCAUAGCAAGGGGACUGAAUUAUGGAGUUGGAAUAAGUGGAGGGCUUAAAAAAGUAAGAAAGGGUAUAAAAAAUAGACUUAAGGCUGGAGGAACUGAAUGUGAAAGUGAUUUUCGCACUUUUGGACGGUCCUCUGGCAACUUUAUUUAUAAAAAGGUUAUAGUUAAACAAGACGUAACAUCAAUGUUGACCCCAGUGCAUUGCUUCAUAAUGCCUAAAAGAGAAAAAGAAAUGCAUAAAUCAUAUUUUGCUGCUGAAGUCAUAAAAUUUGCUGCGGCAUGCAUUAAUGGGCUACAGAACGGAACAUUCCACUUUGGUAUUAAACCACUGGAGAAUAAUGAAGGCCAGAUUGUAGGGCUACGAAAAUCUGAAUACACACCACAAACACUUAAAGCUGCAAUAGAGAACAGCCUGCAUCACUGCUUCGUGGGACCAUGCUUUGAACAGCGAAUAUUUGAAAGAGCUAUUCAAGCAGUUGUAAUUGUGCCAUGUGAGGAUGAAAGUUUUGUAGUUGAAGUUGACAUUAAUCCAUCAUGUAUAUUCAUGAAGGACACACCUGUAAGCCUAUUGUUUCCUCCUCAUGGUGAACAGGACAAUAAAUUAUACAAGUACAUAUCAAGACAAGGAAUCUACAUUUUUGAGACAGUAGACCCGAAAAAGGCAGAAAGUCUGAAAAUAGAAAUGAAAGAAACAUUGCAUGCAAGAAAAAUAUUGGAAAUGUCUGCUGUAAAGCCGGAAAAAGGUUUAAGUAAUAUAAGAGCACAAUUACAGAAACGUUUGACUGCUGGGAAUUCGUAUGUGACUGAUCAGAUGGUGCCUCAUAUUAUAUGUGGUAAAUAUUCAAGUAUUGCAAAUUCAAACAAAAUAUUCAACAACAUCAGGGAUGCAUUUUUGUCCUCACCAGUAGUUUUUGACUUUGAUCCAUCAACAGUUUUGAUUAAGAACAUUGAGAAAGGGGAUAACUAUUUUGAUGUUCUGGUUGCAGAUGAUUACACACCAGAAAAGCGCCCUCAAAACAUUGGUUCAGGCAAACAUUGGAUAUAUUGCAAUGGAAAUGUUGAGCGCAAAUUGCAAUCCUUGCCAAUAUCUGAAUGGUUAUCAGGAAGAUAUCCAUUUGUUAAAUGUGCUCUUGAAGAAUCAUUCAAGGUUAAUUCAAACAAUAGAUCACUCGCUGUGUUCUUGGUUUUUGAAACUAUUUUGAAGACUGAUUCACUGUACCAGAUUGCUUUAGACUGCAGCCGCUGGUAUCCAUUAAACACUGUAGUUAUAUCGGAUAAAGAAGAAUGCUUUGCUCAGCUCAGGAAAGAUCUUGAACCAAUUACAGAGCCUCAAACUCUAAAUCAGAUAUUUUUUUCUGGUCUGUCGUGGAUGGAUGUGGCUAGUGAAGUGCUUUCACCAAUCUUUCCUUGUGUUUCUGGCAGUGUGUUGAGACUUCCCACCAGUUAUGGGACAUUGGUCACAUUGACACAGAAUGAGACAAAUACUAUGAAACUAUGUGACAUAGAGAUUCUAAGUUGUGAAGAAUGUAAGCUAGCUUUUGAGGAAAUGGAUAAGACUUUACAGGAUGAUACCUUCUCAAAGAAAGAAAAUGCAUUUUAUAAAGGCAGCGAAGCAUCGUGGUGGAAUUUCUUUUUUGAUGCACAAGUUUGCCAACGCGAAAUUUUUGAAAAUAUAACAAGUAGAGUUGAGGAGAAGAUAUAUGAUGGUAGAGAGAGAGUUGAAGUUCUAAAAAUUUUCCAUCAACCAGGCGCUGGUGGAACCACUCUUGGAAGACAUGUUCUUUGGCAUUUCAGUCAGUGUAAGACAGAUUUGUCCAAGGUAUACAGGUGUUGUGUUUUGAGAAAUGUCAUUGAAAAUGAUUCAGCUGAUCAGAUUUUUAAACUAUGGUCAUUCAAAGACAAAAACAAAGAUGAAAGGAAUCCAGUUAUUGUUUUGGCAGACAAUAUCCCAGAAGAAUCUUUGGAAAUUCUUAUUGACAACUUGAACACACUUUCUUACUGUCAUGGUUCUUCACAUGGUAAAUUAUUUUGCUUGUUGAUUGUUGUGGCAAGAAUUUGGGAGUCGAAAGGAGCAUCAGAUUCUGUUGUUCUGAGACAGGUGCUAUCACCUAGGGAAAAAUUAUGGUUUCAGGACCGUUCAAAAUUUUUGGAGAAGACAAACAGCAAGAAACAAAUUGAAUCUAUGAUAGCAUUCAAUGUCAUGAAAGAAGGUUUCUGUCCAGACUAUAUUAACAAAACCACACGUGGCAUUAUGAAAGGGCUUGAAAGAAAAGAGGAAAAACUAGUACAACACCUGUCGUUCCUUAAUUCUUAUAAACCUGAUGUUGCUGUUAGACCUGAUAUAUUUGAUGAUCUAAUGGAGAUAGAAACAUCAAAAACUACUAAGUGGACAAUUAAAGAACUGAGAGAAGUAGGAGGCCCAGUUGGCCUUGUAGGAGCUCAGAGGAGAGCUUUUAUUCCAUUCAGGCAAACCUGGAAUGUGGAAUCUACAGAGUCUUUAGAACUUCUUAUCAAACACAGUUCAUAUGAUGGUCGAAAUCGAAUUUCAAUCGUGUCACCACUAAUGGCUAAGGCAAGCCUUCAAUAUAUUAUGGAGAAGGAAAGUUUAGACCUUAAAAAGGUUGUUUCAGACUUUUUGAUUUUCUUGGAAACUCAACUUGAAAAUGAUCCAAAUUCUGAUUCCACAAAGGAAAUAAGAAAACAUCUUUGUGAUCUUUUUUGUUAUCGACAAAAACAAAAGAAACCCUUUGGAGAUAGUAAAAGUGCAUUUUCCAAUCUUGUUACAAAACUUUCAGAAGUUAAUAAUUGGGAAACAAGGGAAGAAGCAUUCCAGAGAACCAAUGACUUAAUGAGUAAUUGUUUUCAGAUAACAAAGGAUCCUUAUGUGGGUCAACACAGGACAAGGUUAUGCAUCUCUUUUAGUGAGUUUGACAUUGCUAUACAAGCCAUAACACUUGUUUUGAAAGAGUCUGGGAAAGUUCCAAUAUUAUAUGAUACUUUUGGCCAAAUAUACAAGGAAAAGCUCAAGUUGGAAUUAACCAAACCAAACACAGAUCCAAAAGAACUGAUCAAACUUGCUUGCAAUGCCAUAGCAAAGUUUAAAGAAGCUCAGCGCCUUGGGAGAGUAGAUAAUUUAGAAUUUUAUGAACAUGAGGUUUCCGUUGCAUUGUUAGUUUUAGAAUACUUGGAAACUAGAUAUAAGGGGCCCUUUUUGGAAGCCAUCAAUGGUAUUUCACAUGAUACAAACAUGCCUGAAUUAUAUCCAGAAAUAAGCUGUUUUUGUGAUGGUAGUGAAAUGCAAAGACAUAUUAAAGCAUCCCUUCGGCAUGUUAACGACGUCUUUACAAAGACAAAACUGCCAUUUACUUUAAGGUCGAAACCUGAAAACGGAUUACUUAGCAUGAUAAAUAAAUUUGAGCGCAUUUACAAGACGGAUUUAGCUAGUUCAUCACCUGUGGAAACAGCAAUAAGUUGUUCAUUUACAGUAGUAAAAAAUCAAUAUGACAAAGAUCAGAUCAGACUAAAGAAGACUGUUAAUGCAUUGGAGUGCAAUCUUGAAGCUUGUGGAAAUAGACUUGAGAAAGAUUUAACCACUGUUGUUGGUUUCUAUAUAAUACAUUUCUCAAUGAUUUCUUGUCCAGAAUUUGAUGAAAAGAUACAAUAUAACUAUAAGAAACUAUUGCACUUAAGUGACAAAUUGUUGAAAUGCCAGAAUGAAAGAAUGACCAACGAAUGUAUGAAUGAUAAAGUGGAAAAUCUAGAACCAUAUCUGUAUUUUUCAUUGUUGCACUGGCCACUGCCCGAUAGAUUGCGAUUACAUGAACAACACAUUUGUAAGCCAGAGAAUUUGAUAAAGGCAUUGACUAGAUGGCAAAAAUUGUAUGAUCAAAAGUUUUAUACACAAAAGAAAAGUGAGCUAGGUAAAGUGUCGCUGAGCCUCCUGCCUAAAUUAUUUUUUGCUCUAGCUAAGGGACAGCCUGGCGGAGAUUAUGUAGAUACUGAUAAAGUACGAUCUCAAUGGCGACGUGAGGCUGAUGAACAAGGACGUAAACGAAGAGAGGUAAAAAGGGACGAUAUCUGGAAUCAUAAACUAGGGCAAGAAACCUUUUGCAGGAUAUCAGGCAUUGUGGAUGGAUCUGGACGUAAAAUUCAUCACUCGGUGGAUUACCAUUACAAGACAUUCCAAUACAGCAUACCAACUGGUGAAGAUUGUUCUGAUUAUCGCAACAGGAGUGUUACCUUUGUUUUGGGGAUUUCCUGGAGAGGUCCGAUUGCCUAUGGUGUGAAGUUGGAAGAAGAAGAGAUUGAUGAAAACAUGCGUCAAAAAGUUGAAUCAGCAAGUUAUGUACAUAGGGACAAUCCCACUGGAGUUGGUCGUGGAAUAGAAUCAGAAUCAUUAGUGCCUGAAGAUAACACAUGUCAGCAUGUUGGAGCAUCACUGACAGAAAUGGACGCCGUCCAGAGAGAUCGGAUGUUAUUACCUGAUGGUAACCUUACAUUUGGCGAAGAAGAGUCUUGCAAAACAACAUUGUUAACAAACCCAAGAGCCUCAUCUGAUGUAAGAGAAUCGGUGUUGCCAACCAAAACGCUCAAGUCAAACCCUGGUGCUGUAUGUGGUGGAUCAGCUGCAAUAGGACGUGGCAGAGGGCGUGCAAGAGGCAUUCCUGUAGCAUGCAAAUCUGGAGAGGUUAGAACAAAGCCUGGACGAACUUCGACUGCAGUGACGCCAAAUGAGCAGAGUGGUGGUGUGUUUCCUUCUGUAUCCACUGCUGAACUUGGUCAGUUUGGAAAUGCGGGAAAGGCUGAAGCUAACAUUGUUGGUACUAGCGCUUUCGCACACACCGUGGAGAGGGACGUAAACAAGAUUUUACCGUUGGAUGGUGCAAAAGGGGGCAUCAUUCAUAAGGAAGAGGAACAGAAGGCACCGGAGGAAGAAAAACCUAAACGCGGUAGAAGGCAACGGAAAAAAGACAAGAAGAAAGAAAAUAGAAAAUGAGGGAAUUUGGUUUGGGUGCAUUAUAAAAUGAAAUGUACACUUCAAUCAAACGAAAGUACCAUAGUGCUGUAUAUUUUACAUGUAAGUUUACCAAAACUCAACUGAACUCAAAUAAUUGUGCACAGUACGUUGUGUGAAUUUUGUAAAAAGUGUAUAUUAAUGUUUUUUUGUAAAUUCACGUACACAUAUGUUAUUGAAAUUGUGUUGUGAUGAUGGAUGCUCAUGCAAUAUUCAAUUACAUGACAUUGAUUCUGGUUCAGAGCUUUUGCAUCAUUGAUAUGAAUGUGUUUUUUUAUUCUUAGUAUUGAUUUGCUUUAUUUACUAGUCUAGCUUGUAAUUUCUUGAUGACGGUUUUGCAAAGACACAACUGGUUUGUUUGUAAAUUUAAUGUGCCAUGCGAUGUUCUUUGGAAAAAAAUAGUUUAUUGUUCAUGACCUGAAGUUUAUGAUAACUGUUUGCUUUAAUAUGUUGUUUAUGGUUGGUGGAAAAUUGACAAAUGUUCUUUUUCUCUAUUGAAUUGAGUAUUUUGUUGUUUCGUUCCGCAAUUUAUAGGAAAAGAAGAUGUUUUAAAUAUUGUUCGUGAAGUUAAAGUAAUUAAGGUGUUUUAAGUCUGUGUAGAUGUAGAAAUACUAUAGUUGAUUAAUUUCAAAUGUUUUUUUACUAAUAAAAUUACACAUUGUGAUGUGGAUAUUAGAUCAUUUGUUUGUGUACAUUUGCUUUGUAAAGAUUAUGCAUUAUUUGUUAGGUGUUUUAUUGUCCAUCAAUGAUGUAAAAUAUGUUUUACAGCAAUUAUUUUUAGUGGUUGAUGCGUAGCAGAUGUUUAUACUGUAACAUGUACUUAUAAGUUCUUGAAUACAUAUCGCGUACUUUAUAACAUCCGAUUUAGUUGCACUAAAUAUUCAUAAUUGUGUUUGCCAGAUGUUGUAUUUGUCAUAUUUGAGCGCCAAUACCGCCCAGCAGUGUAGCGGUAUGGUCUUUACGCAUGUAUGUGAAGAUUAAAUGUGUUUUGUGUUUUAUGCUCCCUGUAGGGUGGCAUAUAGCAGUUGAACUGUCCGUCAUUAUGUCAGUCUGUCCGUCCGUCCUAAAAAAAAACAUUGUUUAAACAUGAACAUGCCAUGUCUGUUUCUUUUCAUUUUAAUGAAUUUUCGUAUUGUAUUUGUUCAUGAAGAUAAAUGUAAAACCGAUGCUUCCUUACGGAGGGCCAUAAUUUGAAUAUAUUAUAGUUGUUUUACACCUGAUUAACUUAAUGUGACAUUUUGAUUUUAGUUUAGAUAACUUCAGGCGAUUUGAUUAUAAUGUCCAUGUUCUACUUUUCUGCAUGAUUAUUGUGUCAAGUCUGACUGGGAAAAUAAAAGUUGUAUUAUAUGUUAAAUCACUUUUAUGGAAGAGUAUAUUCAGAUAUUCAUGAUAAUUAUUCUGAACGUUGUUCCCGAACAUGACCAAGGGCAGUGAAGUAGUGCAAUGUACAUGACGGUUAAUUUUUCACGAAAUUUCAUAAACAUUGUGUAGAUCGGUCGAUCGGUCCGUAGUCCAUUCGUUCCGCGCGAUAUCCAGAGAUUGCUUAGACCUUCAAUGAUGAAAAUUUGUGUUAUGGUAACUUGGAAACAAUCGAAGACCUUUCAUAUUUGAGAUUAAAGGUCAAUGUCAAUGGGCUCCUAACAGGUGCAAAAGUCAUUUAAAGUACCGUUAAUACCAAUGACAAACGUCUCUUAAACUGGCAAGUGUGUUUACUUUACUCCUAUAGUUUUACACCAAAAGACUUAGGGCUAUUAUAACACUCGAGUACGUGCCCUUGGUAGUACCAGUACGUUGUGUCAUUAGAGAAGACUUCAAGAACGCUCACAGAGUUGAGUUGAAAUCGGGACCUUCUGAUUGCUAGGCAGACAUCAUAUCAACUGCUUAACUGCGUUUUUCACAAAACACCAUAUGCAGAUAAAUCUUGAUACAUGGAUAGACUAUUUUUCUGAUUCACAGCUGUUUACACCUUUAAAUAUUUAAUCGUGAUAGGCAUGUUGUUAACCAAAAAAUGCUCCAGCCAGUUUUAUUAGCCAUACAGUGAUGUCUUGUUGCUUGGUGAAGCCUAUUGAUGGGUGGGUGGACUACAUGUAUUUGAAAUUCCUAAGUUUGGGAGGGGGUGGGGCAUACAUAUUAUACAAACAUACCUUAUGUAAAUGGUAUUGUGUAACAGGUCAGUAUAUAACUAAUACAUGUAUAUAUGCUGUGCCUAUCUCGAACAGUUCUAGGAUGAGUUGAAUGUAAUGUUUAAAGAUAAUCGGAGGAAUGCAGAGAAGUGCUUGUAUACAUUGAAUUCCAUACUUGCAUCCGACAAUUUUGUUGAUAAUAAAUUGAUGAAAUGCUAAUGGACAAAACCAUAAAUAUUAAUUGAAGUUCUGCCUUUUAUAAAUUAUAUCGUGUAAUUAUUAUGUAUGCAUUCAUUAAUGUGCCGUGGAUUGCUUUGUAUGCCCCCGGAUCGAAUGAUCGGGGGUAUAUUGUUUUUGGCCUGUCUGUCUGUCAUUCUGUCUGUCUGUCAUUCUGUCCCAAAACUUUAACAUAGGUUAAAGUCAAGGUUAAAGUUUUGCGAUAACUUUUGCAAUAUUGAAGAUAGCAACUGGAUAUUUGGCAUGCAUGUGGAUCUCAUGGAGCUGCACAUUUUGAGUGGUGAAAGGUCAAGGUCAUCCUUCAAGGUCAAAGGUAAAAUUUAUGGCUUCAAAGCGACGCAAUAGGGGGCAUUGUGUUUCUGACAAACACAUCUGUUGUUCGUCACAGUAAGUGACAGCGCUUGUUGUAUAUCGUGUAUAUUGUGUCUCUUUAAUUGCAAUAUUUUGUUGGUGCUACAGAGUGUUGUUAAUGUAGAGCUUUGAACUAUUUUCAUCAUUUAUUGACGCAAAAUCACUACCAUGAAGUACAAUAGUCUUAUGUGCUUUUAAAACACUAUGUGAUGUAUUAUGUACAUAUUUUGAUGAUAAAAAUAUGGUGAAUUGCCGUUGUAUUUUUUCCGGACCUUAUCUAAAAAAAACUUAGAUCUAAAAUACAUUUUAUUUAAAAUAAGUGACAUUAAGUUCCGUUAAAUUAUAAUUGAGUUCAUUUACUCUUAAAUAGUUUGUUUAAUUAAAGGUAACAACGCCUUAAAUUUGCAAAGAUAUUGAAACGAAAAUGUGUGAUAUAUUCCUUUUUAACACUAGCAAAUAGAUCAUUUCACACCAUUAUGAAUCAUGCAUUUUUUAAAGCUCAAGAUAUAAACUAAGCUAGAUUGGAGAACUGCUUUGAUAAAUCUGUCAGGCGAAGAGCAAUCGUGUCAUUUUAUUUCAGGUUUAUUUGCAUGACGCCAUUUGAUUUUUUAUGUUAUCAAUUUUAUGUUUAAAUUAAUAUUUAUAUUUGAGAAAUAAUGAUGGAAGAAACAGAAUACAAGGUAAUCGUUUGUUGCAUAUAGGUUUAUUUGCUCGGCAAGAAAACAUGACUGCCAAGGCUCGUGGUUCAGGUGUUCAAAUCCAUGCUGAAUAAACUAACAUGUAUUUUACGAUAACAUAGUAUUUUCUAUAUUCAUCACAUUCUAUUGUAUAAAGUAUUGCUAAGAAUGGUUUGAUUGCGUUUUUUGAGACAUCCUUAGCUUUGUGGACCAAUAUGAGUUUCUUUCAUUAUGUUUUGUAGUAUUUUUAAGCUACAAUCGAUGAAACAGAACAUAAUUGCAGAAAGUGUAAUUUAAAUUGUUUUCAUAACAUGUAAUCGUCAUGUAUUGAAUUUCUGUAUUUUGUUAAAUAUUAAAAGAGUGUCUUUUAUAAAGGGGCAUAUAUCAACGGUGUAUAUGAUAUUUUAUUUUCAAAAAUAAGAUUAUCAUUUAAUAAGUAAUUAUUAAAAGAUUGCUUAGGCCUAACACGCGUGUCUCGUUUUCAUAAAUGUCAAAAAUCAAAAACUUGUUUUCCGGGAUACUUGGUGGGUAUGGGAAAAUCAGUCUAGUAGUAAAAUCGAUCUUAAUGAAACGUACAUAAGGAACAGCUACACGCACGCACACUUGCGUUAUCCCGACACUGCUGUAGUUAAAUCCUAAUUGAUUAAGUAAAUUUUUGAAAGCUUUAGUUCUAGUACCACAUAAUUCCUUUAUCAAAAAAUAGUGUUGACAGCGUGUAUAUUGUUCUUAAAUAUUUAAUCGAUAUAACAUUAAUUAUAGAUUAACAUGUGCUUGAACAGUUGGCAAAUGAAUUGUUUUAAUAAAUGUCUCUAUAAGGAAAUACCGCUCAUAUGCCCCUUUAAGACUGUGUUAUUGUGAUUGUUUGUAUUAUUUGUCAAAGGUGUUUCUAAUGAGCUGUCUUUCUGUUGUAUCUUGUAUUAUGUAUGUACACGUAAAGGAUAUCUUAAAGGCUGCACAUUUUUAAGAGUGGACAUAUAUAAGAAGAUUCAUAAAAUCAUUUUAAAAACUAGCAAGAAAACAAAGUAACUGUUUUGAAUGUAUGCAUUUUGAUUUUAGUGACCUGGUUUUACGCUUAACAUGUUGUAUUUUUAUAAGUAAAAACUAGCUUGACACUGAUUUCACAAAGUAUUAUCCAAUAAGAUUAGUUCAAAUUGUUAUUGAAGAAUUUGCUUUGGUAUAAGAAAGUAAUCAAGCAUCCAGUUUUUUUCUGAAAUUACUUGAUCUAAGAUAGACUAUAUUUAAAUGUUAGCUAACACAAUGAGUUAUUUACUAUGUAUGUCGUUAUUGAUGCCUUCAAUUGUAUUUGUUUUAACUUUUUAUGCUACACUAUAUAAGCAAAGAUCUAUCAAUAAAUUGUUUUAUGAUAGUUCUUUGAAAUAAGAACUAUAUUAUAAUAUCGUUACGCGUUAUCAUACACUAUAUUAAUUGGGAAUUGUGUUUGAUUGUGACAAGCAUACUUUUGCAUAUUUUGUCAGCUUACCUCAGCGCGAUGUGUGCAGUGGUUAGUUUUUAAGAUCAUUCGUCCAUCUUUAGCCAAAAUAAAAUGUGUUUAUAUACAAACAUUUUAAAUUGCAAUUGUUACACAUUACUCUUCGAAUUUAUUACUUUCAUCGUAUUGCUAUUAUGUUUAAAAACACAUAGAAAGCACUUGAAAAAAGACCUCUGCAAUUUUUGGUAAACUUUUUAAUAAACCAUGUUAAUUAAA